UGGCGAUUGCCAUGUGUAAACAGGGGGUAAGAGAUCGAACGCGCGAACUGUCCAGUUCGUCUGGUGUAAAAGCGCAUUACCGAAAUGCGAUGUUUUUUCGGAACUCUGACAGUUAAUGGUUCAGUCCUUCGAGCUAGACGCGUGCGUGUAACACAAAAGCUAUAUUAAUUGUGUAAAAAGCAAAAUUUAACUGGUGUUACGAUGUCUCGUUUCUUCGCCGGUGGUUCGGACUCUGAUUCCGACAGCUCUUCUGAUAGCGAGCCAGUAAUUCGUCAGCAAGUGGCUCAGUUCACAUUCAGUGAUGAGGAGGAGGACGUCAAGCGCGUCGUAAGAUCGAAGAAGGAGAAGCGCUAUGAAGACCUCUCCAAUAUCAUCAAGAGUAUCCGGAACCAUAAGAAGAUCAAGGAUAUGUCGAGUGUAUUGACGAGCUUUGAGGAAUUUAUGCGAGCGUAUACGAAGGCGUUGCCGGUAGUUAUGAAGGAAGAGAAUGGCGUAACGCCUCGUAUUGUCGUUCGUGCGCUUGCUGAGCUGGAGGACUUUGUUAAUGAGAGCUGGGACGACAAGGAGAGUCGGAAAAAUCUCUCGAAGAAUAAUAACAAAGCGCUAGGAACUCUGCGACAAAAAUUCAGGAAAUACAUCAAAGAUUUCGAAUCGGAUAUGAAGCGUUUCCGCGCCGCUCCAGAAGAUUUUGCCGAAGAGGAAGAGGAUGAUGAACGCGAAGACGAAAAGGGGUCCGAUGAGGAAGAGGAGAAGGUUGUGGUACAAGUCGAACCGAAAGCGGUAUCCUUCAAAAAGGAACCAGAGAAGGCCAAACCUGUUAAGCCUGUGGCGGAUUCCGAUUCGUCGGACUGGGGCAGCGAUUCCGACUCGGACAGCACCUCUUCCGACGAGGAUGCUAAAUACACCAGCAUUCGCGACCGGUUCUUGAAGAAGCCAGAGAAGGGUACGGAAGAAAUUGCUUCAGCACCUUCCGGUGUAUCUGGUGACGAUGCGUUUAAGAAAGAGAAGAAGAAGAAAACAGGCGAAGCUUUGAGCAAGAAGAAGAAACCCAAGCAAGAUGAAAUGUUUGACGAGAACGAGGAGGAGGAAGAAGGCUGGAAGGUGGUCAACGGAACAAGGUCCGGUGCUUCCGAGCAGCCAAAAAUGUUCGCCAAGGAUGCAGAAAUCGACACGAAGCUGGUCGUAAACAAGCUGAACGAAGUGAUGGCUGCCCGAGGUAAAAAACGUACUGAUCGAAAAAUGCAGAUUGAGUUUCUUCGUGAGUUGCGUACAGUGGCCGAGACCAACAAUCUUGGCCCGGCGGUGGCGGUGAAAAUUCGUUUCAACAUUGUUUCUGCCAUAUUCGACUACAAUCCAAAAGUAUCUGGAGCGAUGAAACUGGAACACUGGAGUAAACUAUUGGAAGAAAUUCAAGAACUGCUGAAACUGCUUCUGGCUCACGAGGAUGUGCAUCUAUCCGAGUCGAUCUUGGAUGAAUACGAAGAGUACGAUACUGCACCGUUCAAGAUACGCGGCUGCAUGCUGACUGCAGUGGAACGGUUGGAUGACGAGUUCACAAAACUGUUGAAAGAAUGCGAUCCGCACAGCAAUGAGUACGUUGACCGGCUGAAGGAUGAGGUCCCAGUCACGAACAUAAUAGAACAAGUUGUCACUUACGUUGAGCGACUCGGUAAUGAAAUGGAAAUCUGCCGCAUCUAUCUACGCAAGAUUGAUCAUCUGUACUACAAAUUCGACCCGGACGUGUUGAAAAAACGAAAGGGUCAACUGCCAGCCAACACCAUAACGUCGGUUGAAGAGAUGGAUAAGCUUUGUCGUUACAUCUAUGCCAAGGAUCAAACGGAUCGGUUACGCACACGUGCAAUCCUAUCGCACAUAUUCCAUCAUGCAUUGCAUGAUAACUGGUUCCAGGCGCGUGAUUUAGUGCUGAUGUCGCACCUGCAGGAAACAAUCCAUCAUUCCGAUCCCGCAACCCAGAUUCUGUACAAUCGUAUGAUGGCCAAUUUAGGCUUGUGUGCCUUCCGCCACGGCAAUAUCAAGGAUGCUCACCUGUGUCUGGUAGAUUUGAUGAUGACGGGUAAGCCGAAAGAAUUACUCGCUCAAGGACUAGUACCGCAACGUCAACACGAACGCUCGCUUGAACAAGAGAAAAUCGAGAAGCAACGUCAAAUGCCGUUCCACAUGCACAUUAACCUGGAGCUGCUCGAGUGUGUCUAUCUGGUGUCUGCUAUGCUGCUCGAGAUUCCAUACAUGGCGGCUCAUGAGUUCGAUGCGCGUCGUCGAAUGAUCAGUAAGACAUUCUACCAGCAAUUGAGAUCAUCCGAGCGACAGUCUCUGGUUGGACCACCGGAGUCGAUGCGCGAGCAUGUGGUUGCUGCUGCAAAGGCAAUGCGGCACGGCGAUUGGAAUGCUUGUGCCAACUUCAUUGUCAACAAAAAGAUGAAUGUUAAAGUGUGGGAUCUUUUCUACGAAGCUAAUCGUGUGCGUGAAAUGAUGAUUAAAUUCAUUAAAGAAGAAUCGCUCCGCACAUAUUUGUUCACAUACUCGAAUGUCUUUGCAUCGAUUAGCGUACCACACUUGGCCGACAUGUUCAAGCUACCGAAAAGCAAGGUCCACUCGUUAAUCAGCAAAAUGAUAAUCAAUGAAGAACUAAUGGCAUCACUGGAUGAUCCUACCGAAACGAUCGUCAUGCAUCGUUCUGAACCAUCUCGUCUACAAGCCCUUUCGAUGCAGCUGGCCGACAAAGUGACCAAUCUGGUGGACGCAAACGAACGAAUCUUCGAAAUGAAGCAAGGAAACUUCUUUCAGCGUGGCGGUAACCAAGGGUACAAUCGCGAUCGCCAGAAUUAUCGCAAUCAGAAUCAAAAUCAAAACUGGAACAACAAUCGUCGCCAGGACAACCGCAAUCGUGGUAACCGCGGCAAUCAGAACCGUGGAGAGGGACGGGAACAACGUGAACACCACCGCGAUCACCAUCGCGACCAGCGCGAACACCGGGAGCAUCAGAAUCGAGAAUUUAGAGAACAGCGCGAGCAGAUGCGCAACGUUGAAUACCAAAACAAGGCUGAGUAAUUGUUUGGAUUAUUGCGUUGCAACGCACCGGGAGAGCAGAUUCGUUCAGAUCACUGAUAGCGGCAGAUUCAUCUACCAGUAUCUUUGCCACAGCGAGGUAAACGCGAUACAUUUUUUAAAAUCAGGUUUGUAAACUUUCACCUAAAAGUGCACAGAAUUGAUAGAAAUACGGAGGAUUUUACCAUCGUUCUUCCGCUUUUUAGAUAUUCUAGGUACUAGAAGGGUAGUAUUCUAUCGACUAAAUAUUACGCAAAAAAUGUUCAUUAAAGUAAAGCUCCUCAGAAAAUCCGUUAAAUUUAUACUAUUACCAACAGUACUACAAAUAAAAA
Messenger RNA from Anopheles gambiae (African malaria mosquito), 3398 nucleotides. It is a transcript of the gene eIF3c, whose product is annotated as eukaryotic translation initiation factor 3 subunit C. The coding region runs from base 202 to 3069 and encodes 955 amino acids. The record is from RefSeq and is a predicted model, not a curated record. Gene Ontology annotation, biological process: translational initiation. The transcript is spliced from 3 exons. Gene Ontology annotation, molecular function: translation initiation factor activity; translation initiation factor binding; RNA binding. Gene Ontology annotation, cellular component: eukaryotic translation initiation factor 3 complex. NCBI's taxonomy places the organism in Eukaryota, Metazoa, Arthropoda, Insecta, Diptera, Culicidae.